AUGUCUUCUUCGGUCACCGCGUCUUCAUCUUCUUCUAGCGGUUCUACCCCAGCUCCUACAGUUAACACCCCAGCUUCACCGCUAAGUCAACCUGUUUCCCUGCCGGACACCAACGCGUUAGCACAGGCAAUUUCAAGUGCUCUCGCGGAAUCACUCCCUCCUUUUCUAUCUUCCCUUCGAGAGUCCAGUGGCAGGAACUCCAACAUGGCCGCGACCUCUGUUCCUCUCCCCUUGGCUUCGACUUCUACGCAAUCUCCGGCAUCCUCCAGUUGCGGUACCCCCGGCUCUACCUCCCAGUCUUCAGGUACACCUGUUGUGCCCUCAUUUAUUUCAACUUACAGCUCAUCCGGAGGUCCUUCGGUAGUCUCUUCUCUUCCCGCCACGUUCUCCGCCAACUUGCCUGUAGUGGUUGGGGGCUCUUGUGGUGGCGCAACCGGAACUGAGUCCUUUACGUUUCCAAACCUCAACAAAGCAUUUGUGGUGGGUCCUGGCUAUGCUCCAGUCCCUUAUAAGCUUGUUUCGAAAAUUACCGCAGGGCUUUUUGUAGACUUGGCUGGCCAACUUCCGGACAAUAUCCGAGCUCAAGAAAUCAAACCCCAGGCGUUUUUGGAGGGAAAACUGGUGGUAUCAGGGUCUAAGAAACGGGUCAUCGAAAUAGAUUCUUUGCCACACCUUCCCCUCUCGCUGGAAAGAUUUAAAUCAGUACAAGUUACUCAUUAUCCAGACAGCAAGGCGCUUUUCUGA
Molecule: messenger RNA, 744 nt
Organism: Porites evermanni
Lineage: Eukaryota; Metazoa; Cnidaria; Anthozoa; Scleractinia; Poritidae
Source: the annotation of a GenBank genome assembly